GCGUCCCGCUCCGAUGGCCGCCCCCGGCUCCCUGCGCUGCCCCCUCUCCCCCGGGCCGCGCCCCGGGGCCCCGCACUGACGGCCCAUGGCGCCGCCCGCCGCCCGCCUCGCCCUGCUCUCCGCCGCCGCGCUCACGCUGGCGGCGCGGCCCGCGCCCAGCCCCGGUCUCGGCCCCCGUCCCGAAUGUUUCACAGCCAAUGGUGCAGAUUAUAGGGGAACGCAGAGCUGGACGGCGCUGCAAGGCGGGAAGCCAUGUCUGUUCUGGAACGAGACUUUUCAGCAUCCGUACAACACUCUGAAAUACCCCAACGGGGAGGGGGGCCUGGGCGAGCAUAACUAUUGCAGAAACCCAGACGGAGAUGUGAGCCCCUGGUGCUACGUGGCGGAGCAUGAGGACGGCGUCUACUGGAAGUACUGCGAGAUCCCCGCCUGCCAGAUGCCUGGAAACCUCGGCUGCUACAAGGAUCAUGGAAACCCACCUCCUCUAACUGGCGCCAGUAAGACAUCGAACAAACUCACCAUACAAACCUGCAUCAGUUUUUGUCGAAGCCAGAGGUUCAAGUUUGCUGGGAUGGAGUCGGGCUACGCUUGCUUCUGUGGGAACAACCCCGACUACUGGACGUACGGGGAGGCGGCCAGCACCGAGUGCAACAGCGUCUGCUUCGGGGAUCACGCCCAGCCCUGCGGCGGCGACGGCCGGAUCAUCCUCUUCGACACUCUCGUCGGCGCCUGCGGUGGGAACUACUCGGCCAUGACCUCUGUCAUCUACUCCCCUGACUUUCCGGACACCUACGCCACGGGGAGGGUCUGCUACUGGACCAUCCGGGUGCCGGGAGCCUCCCGCAUCCACUUCAGCUUCACCCUAUUCGACAUCAGGGACUCCGCCGACAUGGUGGAGCUGCUGGACGGCUACACCCACCGGGUCCUGGUCCGCUUCAGCGGACGGAGCCGCCCCCCUCUGUCCUUCAAUGUCUCUCGGGACUUCGUCAUCCUGUAUUUCUUCUCCGACCGCAUCAACCAGGCCCAGGGGUUCGCUGUCUUAUACCAAGCCGUCAAGGAAGAACUGCCCCAGGAGAGGCCCACUGCCAACCAGACGCUGGCCGAGGUGAUCACAGAGCAGGCCAACCUCAGCGUCAGCGCUGCCCGGUCCUCCAAGGUCCUCUACGUCAUCACCACCAGCCCCAGCCACCCGCCCCAGACCAUCCCAGGUAGAUGGACUGUGUACGGCCUGGCAACUCUCCUCAUCCUCACGGUCACAGCCAUUGUAGCGAAGAUACUUCUGCACGUCACGUUCAAAUCGCAUCGUGUUCCUGCUCCCGGGGACCUUCGGGAUUGUCACCAAGCAGGGACGUCAGGGGAAAUCUGGAGCAUUUUCUACAAGCCUUCUACUUCGAUUUCCAUCUUUAAGAAGAAGCUCAAGGGUCAGAGUCAGCAAGACGACCGCAACCCCCUUGUGAGCGACUGAAGCGCCCCGUCCUUCCCGGGACGCGAGGCUCCCCCGAGCGCGAGGCCGCAGGGGGCCGCCUCCCCCGUGGUUUCUGCCCACGAGCCCUUCCCUGCCUCUCCGCCGCCGCCUCUCCAGGGGUGCCUGCCAGUGGACUGGGAAGGGCGCCCUGAGGCAGGGGCAGCGUGGCCUGGGUCCCUCCUGCUUCAUCGGCUGCACUUCAGAGGGAGACACUCAGGGUCCCAGGUCCGGGGCCUCCUGCGUGUGUCUCUCUCUGGUCUAGGAGUAGGGGCGUCGGGACACCGGGGCUGAGAGGACGAAGACGGCUGUGUCCAGCACUGGGUUCAGGUACCUUCUAGGUGACUGUCAGGUGGUGGGUAAGUGUAGCGUACGUUCACUCUUUCUUGCUUCUUCUUCAUGUUGUCCACACACAGACCACUUUCUCCUGGUCGUCGUGGUUUGCAAGAGGGCCGGGCAGAGAAUUCUGAGGUUCUCUUGAGGGUUGGCCUGGGCCGGUGCUCCCGCAUCCCAAAGCCCUAAAGAGGGCCCACGCUCCGUGCUGACUCUGGGGCUUUGUCCUCCAGGCACUGGGUGAAAACAGGCCUGAGGGUGAGGUCUGCUGACCCCCAUUCGCGUUAAACCUGAAACCUUCCGUAUCUGGGCUUCUCCCCACAGCUUGGUGGCCCACAGAGCAAGCUUGUGGAGCGGCCGCAUAAAGCACCCAUUGACGUAUUCACACAACAGGCUUUACUGAAAGCUCGUGCAGGUGCUCAAUGAGUCCUUGUUGGACUGGAUUUGUCUGGCCUUGCCCCUGAACAGCCUGUGGUCCCGUGGGACCUGAGCCAGGCCCUCGUCUCCCCCGGAUGCUCUAGGCUGACUCUCAGCUCAGAACAGGGAGUGUAAAGAUCAUGGCUGGGCAUUCAGGCGGCAUCGUUUGAGACAGGGUGGCCAGCAGUCCCUCCGUUAGCUGCCCCACAGCACCCCACAGCCGGUGUUCUCGGCGGCCCUCUCUGCUCCUUCCCAUGGGGACAGAGUGGGGUUUGGAAUGGCUUGCUGGAGAAGGAGAGGGCUCUUAACCCUGGCCCCACACUACCCUGCCCCUGGGUGGGGAGCAGAAGCACAGGGAUGGCCUGCGGAGUGAGAGGGAGGGUUUGGGAACUGGAGAUUUUCUGAGGACCGGCCUCCAAGUCCGGUCCUCAGAAGGAGCUCUCCAAGCUCCAGACUUGCAGCUUGAGAGCUCCAAGUGCCAUGGCUCCAAAUGCAGAGUCCGUGCCGUCUCCCGUUCAGAGGCCCCCAGCAGCCACAGCGGGCUGUGCCCACAGCAGCUGAGCAGAGCCACCCACGCCUCUGAAGGCCCGGCCUAAGCCUUUGUUAGAACACGACUCCCCAGAGGCACUCGGGCCCGGGGUCUUUCUGCGCCCCUGGCCUCACAGGUUCCCCCUUUGGAGCACUUUGCCUGCCUUCCCCAAGUCCCUAAGCCACUGCCCACCACGGCCCUGCUUGGGUUUUGCCACACUGGCAACCCAUCUGAAACCGGCUGCUGCUAGAAAAACAGAGGGCCGUGUGGGGCUAGCCGGGAGGUGCCUGCCGGGAGAGGUGGCCACUGGCAGCCAGGAAAGACACUAGGAGCUGGCAGGCAGAGGGGCGUUCAGAGGAGGGAAAGGGUGCAGAGCGUCCGCAGGAGGGCAGGGGCACUGCCCGCCCCCGCCUCCAGUGAGGCCUAGCACAAGCGUGGAUCUGCUCCGUGCUGUCUUCACGCUUUGAUCUGGGCAGGGCGGUUACCCUGGAGCAGCUGUCCGCAGCCCCCGGGUCUGGAGACAGAGGUCCGCCCCAUGCAAGGGCCGCUGGAAAUACGCUGACAUGUGCAGUCUCCGUUCCAAGCUAUUCCUGGCUUUUGUGGCAUCUCCUCUCAAACCCAAGUGUCAGGUGUGCGGGCACAAAGGGCCUUGUGCGGGCAGAUCCACCCCCGGCACAAAGGGAAUGUGGAAUGUGGCGAAGGGUUCGCCCAGGCCAGAGCCGCUGUUCAGCUGCCUGGGGCUUUCUUUCUCUGAUCGCUGACCUCUGGGGCCGCCCGCCUGCCCCGCUCACCUCGUGCCUCUGGUCACGAGGGCCACGCCCGUGGGUUGUCUGGGCCUGCGGCUGGAUCCGCCCUCUCUCAGAGAUCCGGGAAGGGCUGGGGACGCCCCAGGGCCCUCCUUCCGGCUGGUCCUGGAGCAGCCCGGAGCCACCAGGAUCACUUUACUGCCCAGGGAGGGACCACACGCAACCCAAACCGGCCUCGGGACAGCGUGGGGGGAGGUCGCCAUAAAUGGUCCCAGGCCAAACCCCCAUAAGUCCCUUGGCCACAGUCUGGCCAUGGUCCUGGUUGGAACCUGUCGGCAACACCCACCGAGGGUCCUCUGCAGCUACGUAAACACCUGAGACGCACCUUGUCCCAGAAGAGGUGGGGCGUGCUUCCAGGAGCAUCGAAAGAGGGAGCACUUGAUCUUCUAAGAAACUACUUCAGAAAAGAGCAAGUGAGGGUUGGAGGUGAUGGGAAAGGCGGCCCUGAGAAAGUUCACUGUAGAUGACACAGCAGAAGGUCAUGGAAGGGGGGCCUCUGGGGACCACCGAGGACGGCGGCUCUCAAAGCAGCCGGAGCAGAGCCUCUGCCCGAGGUGCAGCGUGGAGGGUGCUGCAAGCUCUCCCCUCGCUCGGGACCGCUGUGCCCUCCCCACCCUGUCCGCCACCAGCUCCCAGGCCCUGCCUUCUCCGCGUGCGGCUGCCCCGACCUGAGGGAGGGCCCCCGGGCAGCUGCUCCUAUUGCCUCCCGGGGUGGUCGCACCUUUUCUUGGCCAUGCUUCCCAGCAGCCGAGGCCCCUCCGGAAGGCUCGCAGAGCCCCGAGUUCUUCCCCACGAGCCAGUGCUUCCCGGGCAGAGGAGGAGUAGGGAUGGACGCGGGGACCUCCCCCGCCCCGUCAGGGCAGGGUGAGGCCUCUCUGGGUGUAAGUAAGGUCACCUGGUUGCUCACUGUAGCCUCUGAAGUGUGGGCUCUGGCUCAAGACUCCAGUCGGCCAGAGACCCACCACGAUCAAAGCACUAGUGAGGGCAACCGUCCUGGACCUGAGGCCGCAGCUGUGGGGAGGGGCCUCGCCCACAUGCCCCACUGUCGGCCCGAGGCGGGCCGUUGCCAAGCCUCUGUGUGCCCUGGGCACUUAAUCCUCACGAGCACUUAGUGGACGGCCUCCCAGAUCCCGUCUGCCCUGCCCGACGAGGCCACCCCAGGUCUCCACCCCCUCUCCCCGGAGCCGGGCCGGCUCCCCACUCCACCGCCCAGUCCAGUGGCACCCUCUUGGGUUUCAAAUCUCCUCUCUGGUGUUUGAUGUCUGUUUUUGUUACUACCUUGGGGAUUUUUAACCUUCGAUUGUUUCCUCCGGUGUCCGUGUUUACCUUCCUCACUCUCUACCUCCUGGCCAGGUCUCUCAGCUCAGCUGCCCUGGCGUGGGGUGUUUCUCCGACCUUCCAGCCGCAGCUGCCUCCCCGGGCCGGCCGGCUAGGGGGUGACGGGGCCUCCCCUCCACCUGCAGACCCCAGGGCGGGGGGUGUGCUCUGCGUGGACGUCUGUCUCGCUGAGUCCAGCCUGCUCAACGAGACAGACGUGGGGUGUGGAGGAGGGUCCAGGGCGCAAGUCCGCUGCUUCGGAGAGGACGUGCCCUCAGGAGCAGAGCGGGCAGCCGCCGCCACCGGGGUCGCGCUGCACCCAGACCUGCCCGCAUCCAGACUCCCCGUCCCGUGGGGACCUCGACUUGGGAUGAUAAGGCUUUAUUUGUAAAUAUGCUCUUAAUAUGCAACUCUGAGAAUAAAAUAGAAACAUCGUGUAUUUUAAAAUAUGAGAUGAAGUGUGACGCACUGUAUACAAUUUAAUAUAUAUUUUUAGGAUUUUGUUAUUUAAGAAAAUGGAAUGUAAUGGUACUUAACUUUUGCAAAAGAGAGAAAAAUGUUAUUUUUACUGCCUGGAGAAAAUAAAUAUUCUCAUUGUUGUAGAAA
Molecule: messenger RNA, 5470 nt
Organism: Phyllostomus hastatus (greater spear-nosed bat)
Lineage: Eukaryota; Metazoa; Chordata; Mammalia; Chiroptera; Phyllostomidae
Gene: KREMEN1
Product: kringle containing transmembrane protein 1
Exons: 9
Coding region: 86-1465 (459 amino acids)
Biological process (GO): Wnt signaling pathway; multicellular organism development
Cellular component (GO): plasma membrane
Source: RefSeq, a predicted model, not a curated record